AUGAACAAAACGCCGAUUCUCGAAAUUGAACCGAGGGAACUCAAAUUCGUAUUUGAAUUGAAGAAACAGAGUUCUUGUUCAGUUCAGGUGACGAAUAACACUUACCACUAUGUCGCUUUUAAGGUCAAAACGACGUCGCCUAAGAAAUAUUCAGUGCGGCCAAAUGUUGGAGUUCUCGCGCCAAAAUCUAGUGGUGAAUUCGUAGUUACAAUGCAAGCCCAACGGGUAGCCCCUGAAGAUUUGGUGUGCAAGGACAAGUUCUUAGUUCAAAGCACAUUGGUGGAUGCUGAUAUAACCAGCGAAGAUGUUACUGCCAGCUUGUUUGUCAAAGACGGAGUGAGAUACGUAGAAGAAAAUAAGCUGAAGGUGGCUCUGAUCAGCCCACCUGAUUCACCAGAACUGGGCCCUGUUAAUGGAGACUCCAAGAAUGGGUUUGAUCACGGAAAAUUUCAGAUAUAUAGUAAAGAUGAAAUUGAAAUCCAGUCGCCUGAACCCAUGGUUCUUAAAAAACCAGAGCAUAAUAAGGUUCACGAGGUAGAGCGUGAAGAGGAUACGGAGUUGAAGGUGGAAUAUGAUAUGGGGCUGGAUGCUAUAAAGAAUGUAGAGGAGCCAGGAGAAGAAGCAGGGUUGAAAGUUUCAAGAGAUGAAGAGUUGAACCCAGCAAAGGAUGUAGAGGAAUUGAAGCCGCAAAUUAAAAAAGAGGUAGAAGUGUCCAAAGAUCUGGAUUCAAUCACAGUAAAUAGUACAGAGGAACUGAAACCUGGAAAAGAAGCAGAGAUGAAGGAGUCAAAAGAUCUGGGCCCAAUCAGAGUAAAGAAUGCGGAAGAACUGAAACCUGGAAAAGAAGCAGAGAUUAAGGAGUCAAAAGAUCUGGGUCCAAUCAGAGUAAAGAAUGCGGAAGAACUGAAACCAGGAAAAGAAGUGGAGUUUAGGGUGUCAAAAGAUCAUUUGACCACAGUUAACAAUGCAGAGGCAGUGAAGCCAAGAAAAGAAAGAGAGUUAGAAGUGUCAACGGAUACAAUGAUUACGACUGUAAAGAAUGUUGGGGAACUAAAGCCAGAAAAAGAAUCAGAGUUAAGAGUUUCAAAGGGCAUAGAGGAGUUGAAACUGCUUGAAGCCAUUGAAGAGAUGAAGUUAAAACUAGACAGACUUGAGUCAAAGCUAAAUGAGUCUGGAGCAACAAUAUCAAAGUUAACAGAGGAGAGGCAGUUAAGCAAUCAAGAGACAAAGAUCUUGCAAGAAAAACUAGCAGAUCUUAUUAAUAAAGGUCCAACAAGAAAAGUUCAAGUCGGGUUCCCACUUCUAUAUGUCUGUAUGGUGGCCCUUAUCUGUGUCUUCUUGGGAUACCGUUUACACUCUUGA
This is a messenger RNA of Lathyrus sativus (Indian pea), 1362 nucleotides long. Lineage: Eukaryota; Viridiplantae; Streptophyta; Magnoliopsida; Fabales; Fabaceae. The record is from the annotation of a GenBank genome assembly.